CCAAUGGAACCUUCAUCCACACCAAGGGAGUGGGAGCUUCAGGAUCAUUUAAGCUACCAAAAGAGCAGAAAAAGCCGACCAGAAAGUCUGCUACGUCGAGUAAAAAGCCGGUGGCUAAGCCAAAGAAACCUGCUGCUACAUCGAAAGCUUCCACCAAGAAACCUGCGGCCAAGAAAGAGACUUCCUCUAAGAAAAACUCUUCCACAAAAAGUCCGUCAUCCAAGAAAGAUACGUCCAAGAAGCCUGCAGUCAAGAGGCCAUCAGACACAAAGUCACCAACAAAGCCGAAGGUAGCUGCGAAGAAACCUAGCACAAAGAAAGAAGUUAAAAAGCCGGCCGCAGUCAAGAAAGCUAAGGUGACCAAGAAGAAAUAAACGAAAAGAUAUCUUCGCCCGGCGUCCAAUAAACCAAACGGCUCUUUUAGGAGCCACAAAUAAACAAAAGCAAUGACCAACUUGAAAAAAA
Molecule: messenger RNA, 465 nt
Organism: Orbicella faveolata
Lineage: Eukaryota; Metazoa; Cnidaria; Anthozoa; Scleractinia; Merulinidae
Product: histone H1-like
Source: RefSeq, a predicted model, not a curated record